This is a messenger RNA of Chrysochloris asiatica (Cape golden mole), 3777 nucleotides long. RefSeq names its product tectonin beta-propeller repeat containing 1 (gene TECPR1). The record is from RefSeq and is a predicted model, not a curated record. Gene Ontology annotation, cellular component: membrane. The coding region runs from base 1 to 3777 and encodes 1258 amino acids. The transcript has 27 exons. NCBI's taxonomy places the organism in Eukaryota, Metazoa, Chordata, Mammalia, Afrosoricida, Chrysochloridae.
AUGCCUGCCUCGGUGCUGUGGGCAGUGGACCUCUUCGGGCGUGUGUACACGCUGUCCACUGCUGGGCAGUACUGGGAAGCGUGCCGGGAUGCUAAGCUGGAAUUCAAGCGGGUUAGCGCCGCCAUGCAACAGUGCUGCUGGGGGAUUGCCGCUGACAACCAGGUCUACGUGUACGUGUGCGCCAGCGACGUCCCCAUCCGGUGCCGUGAGGAGGCCUACGAGAACCAGCGCUGGAACCCCGUGGGCGGCUUCUGCGAGAAGCUUCUACCCAGUGACCGCUGGCCUUGGAGUGACGUGAGUGGGCUCCAGCACCAGCCGCUGGAGGGGGUGGCACUGCCCUCGCCACACUGGGAAUGGGAGUCGGACUGGUACGUGGAUGAGAACUUUGGAGGGGAGCCCACUGAGAAAGGGGGCUGGACAUACGCCAUGGACUUCCCGGCCACCUACACCAAGUACAAGAAGUGGAACUCGUGUGUACGGCGGCGGAAGUGGAUCCGGUACAGGAGAUACAAGUCCCGAGACACUUGGGCCAAGAUCCCGUCAAAGGAUGACCCCAAGGAGUUGCCUGACCCCUUCAAUGACCUCUCCGUGGGGGGGUGGGAGAUCACAGAUGAGCCCGUGGGCCGCCUGUCGGUGUGGGCUGUGUCUCUGCAGGGAAAGGUGUGGUACAGAGAGGAUGUCAGCCGCCCCAACCCUGAGGGCUCCUCCUGGUCCCUCGUGGACACCCCGGGGGAGGCUGUGCAGAUCAGCUGUGGGCCCCACGACCUCCUGUGGGCCACGCUCUGGGAGGGCCAGGCCCUAGUUCGGGAAGGUAUCAGCAGACACAAUCCCAAAGGAAGUUCCUGGACCAUUGUGGAGCCCCCUGUGGCUGAGAAUGGGAUCAUGCACAUCUCAGUGGGCGUCAGCGUGGUCUGGGCCAUCACCAAAGAUCGGAAGGUGUGGUUCCGGAGGGGCAUCAACUCACACAAUCCCUGUGGCACCAGCUGGAUUGAAAUGGUCGGAGAGAUGGUGAUGAUCAGCGUGGGGCUCAAUGACCAGGUCUGGGGCAUCGCCUGCGAGGACCGGGCCAUGUACUUCCGGCAGGGUGUCACCCCCAGUGAGCUCAGUGGGAAGACAUGGAAGGUCAUCGUUUCCAGCCGGGAGAGUGACCAGUCCCACUCUGGCAGCUCAUCCAGCCUCCUCAGUGCUGGCUGCUUCUUCGGUGAUGAGGUGAGGGGCAGUGGUGAGUCACCAGCCCCCAGUGAUGCUGACGUCCCCUCAGAAGUGGGCCGACUAAGACCUGACCAGCUACAUCCUGCAGACUCUCUGGACAGCAAGGGAAGUCUGACUUUGGACCCAAGGCCUGGCCCGCCCAAAGCCGGGGUGGAGGAGACUGACCCAGCCCGGGGCCCAGGUGGGGAAUCUCAGGCUGACCCAGCCACCAGCCCCCCGGCCGAGCUGCCCUGGACCAACAUUGACCUGAAGGAGCCCAGCAGGGCAUCCAGCCACACAGCAGCUGAGCCCCCCAGGCUCUCCCUGAGUCUUCUGCCAGGGGGCCUAGAGGAACAAUAUAGCACUGAUGACCAUCCGAUGUGGGCCUGGGUGUCUGGAGGGGGCUGCGCUGUGGAGACCCAUGCGACACUCAAGUGGUUUUCUGCCCAGUCUGGCCUGUGUCCAGCUGUGCAGACGCUGGUGCCACCCAUGACACCGGCCCAGACGGCCGCCUGGAGGAAGCAGAUUUUCCAGCAACUUACAGAACGGACCAAGCGGGAGCUGGAGAACUUCCGGCACUAUGAGCAGGCUGUGGAGCAGUCCGUGUGGGUGAAGACAGGGGCACUGCAGUGGUGGUGUGACUGGAAGCCCCACAAGUGGGUGGACGUGCGUGUGGCCCUGGAGCAGUUUAUGGGGCAUGACGGGGUGCGAGACAGCAUCCUCUUCAUCUACUACGUGGUCCACGAGGAGAAGAAGUACAUCCACCUGUUUCUCAAUGAGGUGACAGUGCUGGUGCCUGUCCUGAAUGAAGCCAAGCACUCCUUUGCCCUCUAUACCCCCGAGAGGACCCGGCAGAGGUGGCCUGCAUGCCUGGCUGCUGCCACCGAGCAGGAAAUGAAUGACUGGCUGGCCCUGCUCAGCCUAUCCUGCUGUGAGAGCCGGAAGGUGCACGGCCGCCCAUCCCCCCAGGCCAUCUGGUCCGUCACCUGCAAGGGGGACAUCUUUGUGAGUGAGCCCAGCCCUGACCUGGAGGCCCCGGAGCAUCCAUCACCCUGUGACCAAAUGUUCUGGCGGCAGAUGGGCGGUCACCUGCAGGUGGUGGAGGCCAGCGGUCGCGGCGUAGUAUGGGGCCUCGGCUAUGACCACACAGCCUGGGUGUACACGGGCGGCUACGGUGGAGGCUGCUUCCAGGGCCUGGCCAGCAGUACCAGUAACAUCUACACACAGUCAGACGUGAAAUGCGUCUACAUCUAUGAGAACCAGCGUUGGAACCCAGUCACUGGUUACACCAGCAGGGGUCUGCCCACUGACCGCUACAUGUGGAGCGAUGCGUCAGGGCUGCAGGAGCGGACCAAGGCCAGCACCAAGCCACCCUCGCCGCAGUGGACCUGGGUCUCCGACUGGUAUGUGGAUUUCAGCAUUCCUGGGGGCACCGACCAGGAGGGAUGGCAGUACGCCAGUGACUUCCCUGCUUCCUACCGUGGCUACAAGACCAUGAAAGACUUCGUUAGGCGGCGGUGUUGGGCUAGGAAAUGCAGACUGGUGACUAGCGGGCCCUGGCUGGAGGUGGCCCCCAUCGCCCUGGGAGAUGUGUCCAUCAUCCCUGAGAGUCCAGGUGCUGAGGGCAGCAUUGCCCUGUGGGCCGUCAGUGACAAAGGGGACGUGCUGUGCCGCCUGGGCGUGUCCGAGCUCAACCCUGCAGGCUCCUCCUGGCUGCACGUGGGCACUGACCAGCCCUUCACCUGCGUCUCCGUGGGCGCCUGCCACCAGGUGUGGGCUGUGGCCCGAGAUGGCUCUGCCUUCUACAGAGGCUCUGUGUCCCCCUCCCAGCCUGCCGGUGACUGCUGGUACCACAUCCCGUCCCCCCCAAAACAGCGACUGACGCAGGUGUCUGUUGGACAGACAUCUGUGUAUGCCUUGGACGAGAAUGGAAACCUGUGGUACCGACAGGGGAUCACCCCCAGCUACCCGCAGGGCUCCAGCUGGGAACAUGUGUCCAACAACGUCCGCAAAGUGUCUGUGGGACCCCUGGACCAGGUCUGGGUCAUCGCCAACAAGGUCCAGGGGAGCCACAGCCUGAGCCGGGGGACAGUAUGUCAUCGCAUGGGAGUGCAGCCCCAUGAGCCCACUGGGCAGGGCUGGGACUACGGCAUAGGGGGCGGUUGGGACCACAUAUCUAUCCGGGCCAAUGCUACCAGGGCUCCAAGGACCGGGUCUCAGGAGGCUAGUAUGCCCCCACAAGACACCAUCCGUGGCCCGUGGGCACCAGAGGAAAGCCAGGGCACCAGCCAGCCAGCAUAUGUCCCGGACGAGGCCCCCCAUGGCCCCCCAGGCAGGAGAGCAGAGCACUGCUGCUUGUCCUCCUGCAUCCUACUUGGAUCACAGCUCUGGCCCCAGGCUCUGGUUGCUGAUGGCUUUGCUCAGGCCUGCGCCCAGGAUGGGGCAGUGCGGGUAGGCGCUGGUCAGAGGUGUGCAGGUGACGGCCUGUGCUUGCAUUUCACCAGGCAGUUCGCCCUCACUGGGGGGGAUGUGGGCUCUAUCUGUCCCAAACGUGGUACAAAGAAGCUGUACCUGGGGACCCUGUGA